CUCUGUCUGAAUAUAAACAUUCCAACUGUCUAUUUCACCAGAGAGUCUCUCUAUCGGAACAUGCGAAUCAUCUGAGAAAGCAGACUCUGAAGCAAAUGAGUAGGAUCUUGACGACAAAACAGGCUGCUCGAGGCUUCCUUGCUUUAGGAGAGUACUUCCAGAGGCUUCGUGCUCUAAGAGAAGAGAACAAAGAGAAGAGAAGCACAAGAAAGAAGAGUCAACUUCCUCGAGUGAUGUUAACUAGGGACUUGUUUAUAUGUGAGAGAGAAAGUAGUUGGAGAUAGAGAGUGAUUGAUUCUCCAUAAGAGAAUCAUCUUCCUCAUUGAUGUUUUGGUGUUACUUCGAGUGCGUGCGCCUGCGGCCCUGCGUCAUAUUCCCCGGAGCAAGAAUGCUCCGACGGACCAUCUUGCAAAAGAGACUAGGAUCAAAGGUUUUAUUUUCUCCCAUAUAGAUUAGAUCUGGUCAGAUAAAGGUAUUAUUCGGAGAACUUUACUCGUUUGACCAUCACUUAGAGCAUAAUUAACCCUAUAACCUUUAUGGGUUUCUUAAAUUUUAUUUUUUGUCUGAUUAUAAAAAAAAAAAAAUUUAAAAGCACACCAAUCGCAGACCGCCACGUGUCGAUGGGAUCCGUGAACAGUACAAAAAACCCACCACAAUAGAUCUUUAUCUCACGCCUUCUGUCACCGGUUUUAUAAUUUUGGUGGAGUCCACACACUAAUUUUGCUAAAGAAAACCUAUUAACAAACUCCGAUAAUCAUGGCUGUAGUUUAGUUAAAUGGAUAGCCGACAAAAAGCUUCAGAUAAUGAAUUGAAUAAAGAAAAUGUAAAAUUUGGGUGUUUAAGUGUUGAAUUGAAUAAAGAAAAUGUAAAAAGUUCUUCAGAUAACUCUUCAGAUAACCGUCUCGUCUGACCAUCGUUUGUUUCUCUUUCUUUGUCACAAAGGUUUUUGUCGUCAUCGUUUUGUUUCUAGUACCCACUUUCUUCACUAAUGGAGAAAAAAAAUAAAAUAAUGUAUCCACUUUUCGUCCUUGACAUAAAGUUUCACUAUUCUUAUGUGGUGGUGAUGAAUUUCUCUGUUGCUUAUCAGCGAAGGUUGUUUCUUUUUACCCUUUGUGUUAGUUCUUUGUUUCCGUGUUCAUGUUAACUCAUUAUAAUCAUAUAUUUUCUCUUCAGUGAUUGUAAGAAUCAGAUACUAUAGUUAUCUAGGACCAUGAACACAGGGAUUGUUGCAUUCGAGAGGGAAUACAGGCUCUCCCUGGAAGAGCAGAACCGGAGAGUUAAUGAGAUUCAAACAGCACUCCAAGCUCAUAUAAGUGACACUGAGGUCCAAUUACUAGUAGAUUCUUGCUUGAACCACUACACCAAUCUCUUCAGAAUCAAAGCUGAUGCUGCAAGGGCUGAUGCAUGCUACUUGGUAUCAGGGGGGUGGCAAACUUCAACUGAACGUUUAUUCCAGUUGAUUGGAGGUUUUCGCCCAUCCGAGCUGUUAAAUUUUUGUGUUGCCACACCUUCCUCCACUAACUGAGCAACAACUCUUGGACGUUGGAAACCUCAAACAGUCGUCUCAACAAGCAGAGGAUUCUCUCUCUCAAGGGAUUGAUAAUUUUAAGAAGGUUUUGGCUGAGAGCAUAGCAUUUGAUAUAACAUCUUUGGACUCCAGGAAUCAUGAGGCUCGGAUGGCUGCAACCAUGGAGAAUCUUCAAGCAGUGGAGUGUUAUGUGAAACAGGUAAAAUCUCAGUAUUUGAUUUAUGGUCUACAGUUUCUUUAUUAUCAUCAGUUUUCAUAGUGCUUUACAAACAUCUGAACUGGAGAGGAUUCGAACAUACAACACUUGAGUUUGGCAAAAACCAAGAAACCUAGUGUCUCUUUUGUCUCUAUAAUUAAGCAUUCAAGAUGUAUGUCUUAUAAGUGGAGUAUAUCUUGUCUCUCUACGGGAAAAGCUGUAUUGGAUGGCCUUAUAUGUAAUGCGCACGUUUGAAAUCUUGUGUGUUGUGUUUAGUUUU
This is a messenger RNA of Brassica napus (rape), 2004 nucleotides long. Its product is annotated as transcription factor TGA3. Lineage: Eukaryota; Viridiplantae; Streptophyta; Magnoliopsida; Brassicales; Brassicaceae. The record is from RefSeq and is a predicted model, not a curated record. The transcript has 3 exons. Bases 1211 to 1525 code for a protein of 104 amino acids. Gene Ontology annotation, molecular function: sequence-specific DNA binding. Gene Ontology annotation, biological process: DNA-templated transcription.